Messenger RNA from Dermacentor andersoni, 2857 nucleotides. Its product is annotated as monocarboxylate transporter 7-like. Gene Ontology annotation, molecular function: monocarboxylic acid transmembrane transporter activity. Gene Ontology annotation, biological process: transmembrane transport. The record is from RefSeq and is a predicted model, not a curated record. Lineage: Eukaryota; Metazoa; Arthropoda; Arachnida; Ixodida; Ixodidae.
AACUUUUCCUCGGCGACUUGGAGCACUGGAUAUGCUCCACUCUGUACGUGCUCAUCUUCAUUGAAAUUCUUUCACGCCAACUUGGCACACUGAGUAAGUUCCAGUACGUGUGUGCCUCCUCAAUGGACGUCUCUGGAACCAACUGAGGUAACCAGAUGGGGAGCGCUAGGCAUGGAAGGCGGCGCUGUGCGGACUUGGACACGUGCUGGGCUGUACCUGUAGCCGCUGCCUGCAUUGCCUUCCUCUCAUGCAUAGCCACGUCCGGCUAUGGAUACCUAUACGUACUCUUCAUGCAAAAGCAUCAACUUUUGCGUGAAGAAGCCGCCUGGCCCCUGAGCGCACUCGUCAUCUCUGGUGGAUGCGCGGGCCUCUUAGUCAGCGUCCUGCAAAAGAAGUUCUCCCUGUACCACAUAACCCUCGUCGGUGGGCUCGUCGCUUCUGCAGGCGUCCUGGCAUCCAGCUUUGCGCCAAAUAUCGUGUGGCUCUCAGUGACCUUUGGAGUGAUACAAGGAGCCGGAAUUGGAUCUGCACUGCUGGGCGUCGCUAUGUAUUUACUUCUCUAUUUUGACAAAUACAAGGCCACUGCUACUGCUGUCAAAGAUGUGGGCACGGUCGCAGCCGGUGUAGCAGGUGUUCCCUGGACAUCGCUACUCGUGAAAGAAUAUGGCCUGCAAGGCAGCCUUCUUCUCACGGGUGCUUUCAUGAUGCAUAUCGUGCCAAUAGUCAUGCUAAUCAAGACACCUCGCCCUUUCCAAAUUUGUCGAAGGAACGAGAAAGAUGACAUCACUGGCAGCUCGCAGCAUGCUGAUGCAGACCCCGUCCCUACCGUUACGAGAGCGACGUCGCUACUGAAAGACGAGGAACCGUUUGAGCCGUCUCCAAGUACAGAACGGCAGGUGUCCUCACGCUGCUCUCCUAUUGUGCGGUUUGUGUUUAAGUUGUUCCCUUUCUUUGUUUUGGUGGGGAUGCAAGUCGUCUCAAACUACAGCUUUGGAACAUUCAUGACCACCAUCGUAGAUUACGCUGCAGACAAGGGAACAGAGCUGGAACGCGCCAAGACAGUUAUUAUGUUCACGGCCCUGGGACAGGCUCUGGGCCGGGUUGUUGUGCCCUUGGCGUCGGAUAAAAUUACCUUCAGCCGCUCCCCCAUCGCCAUCAUAUGCCUUCUUGCAACGGCUGUGUGUUUUCUCGUCAUGACGCGGGUCUCCGCUUUCGAAGAAGUUGCUGCCCUCGCUGGCAUAGCAGGCCUAGGCCUGGGCUACAUCAUUUGUAUGCAGCCAUUGCUCGUCACUGAUCAUGUCGGAUUGAAGUGGUUCAGCCUAUGCUGCGGAUUGGGAGGACUCUUCAGCGUGCCCGUUGUACUGUCGGGCCCAGCUAUUCUAGGAUUUUUCAGGGAUAAGCGUGGCUCCUACGACAGGCUCUAUUUCAUGCUUGCUGGACUCAAUUUCGUUGUAGCAAUACUGCUUACAGUGUUGGUGCUCCAAGUCAUAAUACAACGGCGACGUAGUCAUUCUAAGCAUGCUUCUUCUGGGAUCAAACGGGAGACAAAAGAGAUGAAGGAGACCACUUCAUUUUGAUAUCAAUGCCAAUUUGUGUUAGCGUAAUCAGAGGCAACAAGCAGAGUCCUGUAAGGUUCCUGCCACUCAUCUCGACAGCCGUCUACGAUGAUGAAUUCAGGGUGGUACGGGGUUUCCGCUAUGUAGCACGCAUGGCGGACAGCCCUGCCCUCGCCCGAACUCUGGGUACCACACCCAGACUCUUCGGUCAGCAGCUGUGCGAACGGACAUCGCCGUUCGAAAUGCGCGUUCAGUUUGCCUUCACUUUCGGCUCACGCGAUUGGCCUAGAGGCGAAACUGAUAGCAAACUGAACACGCGUUUCGAAGAACGGUCUCCGAUCGUGCCCCAGAAGUGCGCUGAGGCUCAGGUGUGGGUAUAAAACAUCGGUUGUUGUUAUUUCUUUCAGUAUGGUCUCUGUGAACGGCCAGUCAUUGUGUUAAUGCUAUCGGCUGCGGCAGUGCGUGUUCAGAAAGCCGCCGAGUGGCCCACCAUCGGAGAGGUGCAUAGUAUUUGAAAACAGGGAGCCGAAACGUCAGGUGGGUAGGGCUGAGGAGGUCAUGGCUGUCUUACAAUACAGCUGACAUUGUCGUUGGUAAGAUUGCAAAAACCAAAAGCUAAGCUGCAACCCCGGUCAUGAUGUGCGCAUAGUAGAAAAGUGUGGCUAUAUUCUAGUGGUUGUUGAAGUGAAGAAAUGGAUGACGAAGAUGACCAAGUGUGAAAGCGUCCUCACAAGAUGUUGUGACGAGUUCUAGCCAGCCUUGUGAAAUGAUGUGGAGGUCAUACGUGAAAAUGCGAGCGAAAACUGAUAGUGCUGUGAUGUCACUUGAAACACGAAUGCACCUGUCUUUUUUUUUUGUAUGUCGCACUAAAGGAUAAUAUGACUGUUUUCCAUACAUUGGGGAAACAAUGCCAACAGCAACACACAAAAGGCUGAAAAUUUAUUUUGCUGCUUCGUAUUUUUUACAAGUUCUUUCAAGUGUAGUUUUACUUGCAGUGCAAUUUUGCGCCAGUUAGGCAGUAUUAAUUAUAUUUCGAAUUUUUCAAUAUUUUAGUUAGGUGUUGUGUACUUUCAUUUUGCUGUUUCUGCGAUGUUUCACUGUGUACUGUUUUUUCAAGGAAGAUUUAUACUAUGCGAUCACUCUUAUUUCAACUUCAACAAACUCUCACACACACAUAGGUGCAUUUAACUAGAAUGAUGUAAUAACUGCUAUUGAAUACUCUUCCUUGAAUUUUCAUGCUAUAUGUAUGUCAUGUUUGCAAUAUCAGAUUUUCGGUGCCUGUGGAAGGCGUAAGUGGCCGU